Messenger RNA from Mesocestoides corti, 714 nucleotides. Lineage: Eukaryota; Metazoa; Platyhelminthes; Cestoda; Cyclophyllidea; Mesocestoididae. The record is from the annotation of a GenBank genome assembly.
AUGCAGAUAGAAGAUGAACAAAUCAAGCUCCGUGGAACUCGCCCUGUAAAGGGCUCGUGGCAGGAUGAUUUCGACCAGUUGGUCAAGCCUUUAUUGGAACCAUCCACCGCCUCCUACUUCCUCUACAGACUCGACUCGAAAAACGACCUGGGAUAUGAAUGGGUCCUCUUCACGUGGAUUCCUGAUGAAGCUCAUGAUGACCUCUCUCUGGCUGGGUAUCUUCGACAUUUGGCUGCAAGGAAAGCUCCUGUGCCACUCACGUAUGCCGAGGAACAAGCCAUGGAAUUUACAGCCGAUCACCAAAUCGACAUUAACCAAGAAUCUAUUUACUCAACCGUUAUUAAGGAAAACUUAAAACCUGAAGAGAUCGGUCCACUUACUCCACCCAACACCGGGUCUUAUCACCUCUACCGAUUUCUUCACGAAUUUAAUGGUGCAAAAUUUGAUCCUGUGGUCUUCGUACAUGCGAUUGCAGGUUACAGUAGCCCUAUAAAAGAACGAAUGCUUUAUUCUAGUUGCAAAAGCAAUCUUAUCGAAUGUCUUUCUCGUCAAUAUGGUAUCGCUAUCGAUCACAAGUUGGAAAUUGAAGACUUCAAAGAAUUAACCACCGCCUACUUGAUGAGCGUAGCUCAUCCGAUGAACACUGAGACGCCGAUGUCUCUUCCGAGGCCCAAGGGCCCCUCCAGCCGCGGUCCCCGUCGUCUGAUCAAGUAG